Messenger RNA from Linum trigynum, 3707 nucleotides. NCBI's taxonomy places the organism in Eukaryota, Viridiplantae, Streptophyta, Magnoliopsida, Malpighiales, Linaceae. The record is from the annotation of a GenBank genome assembly.
UCAAGUUAUUGCCAAUAAAAUGGUCUGACACUCUCGGGGAAUGGAAAUAGACCUUACUUUCUUUAGUUUUUCUAGCCAUUCCAAAUUGACAAGCAACUGCCAUCCCUAUCUCGCGCAAGGGCUCGAUCAGAUGCCAAGGUCGCACGUUAGUUGGAAGCUUCAGGGUGUCUAGCAUAAUCUGCAGCAACCAAAACCCUAAGAUCAACCGAAACACUGGUCGGUAUUUUUUUUCUCUUUGUUUGAUUUUCUCUUGUAUUCCCCUGCGGGCUGCGGCCUACAUCCGAUUCUUCCCGGACUGUUUUAUGCUAGUUCUCGAUUUUACUGGCCCCCAGUUUCUCGAUUGGCCGUUGCUUGAACUGUUGUGUUUGGUUUUCGAUGCUUACCUCCCUGAACUGUUCAAUUUGCCAACAUCUUAGAGCAGAUGUAAGGGUUCUGCUUUAUUUAGCUUGUUCGUUUUGUCUCUGAUCUGGUUGGUUAAGUUAUUCUCUAAGUUCAGCUUGCUCUGGUCGAUGUUUGGUUACGGCUUAGCCGUCUCACUCGAGUUCUGUGCUCUCCUCCGGCCGCCGCCUCCCAAGGUUUACGGUAAGGCCGGCGGUCCCGUAAUAAUGCCAGAGCAGAUUAUGGAUUCAACUAAAUUUCGCAUUCAAUGAAUUUCAUUACAGGUAAGUAUCAUGCUCAUAAUUUUUAAAUGAUUUAAUGACCUUCAUAAUUAUUUUUAGGCAAAAUUCAUCUGUGUAGCCAAAACUUUCACAUUUGUGACAAUAAUAGCCACUUUUGGCGAAAUACCAAAUAUAGCAAGAAUUUUGAAAGUUUCAUGACAAAUAUAGCCAUUUCCGUUACAUAUUUUAACGGCGUCAGUGACAUUGUUAGUCAAAUUAACGGAACGCUUAUAUGGCUGCCAAGUCAUCGGACACGUCAUUGACAACUCAACAACACUUGCCACAUGGAUGCCAUGUCAUAUUUAAUUUAAAAAUAAAUAAAAAAUCUUAAAUUAUUCGCUUAGUUUCCUUUCUUGUUACACUCGACGUCGCCCAUUCUUUUUCUUUUCCUUUUCCCCCAAAUCUAGAUCCAAAAAUUAUAGGGAUUGGAUCUGAACCCCUCUCUUCUUCUUCCCAGCAAGAAGAAUCCCUUGCCCGUCCUUCUUGAUUUACCCCUUUCCUGCAAAAAAAAACACCAAAAACCAGAAAUCCCUAAAUCUCAAUAUCGAUUUCCCUGAAAAAGAAAGAAUUGAGCAAACGACUUCCUUCCUUCCUUUGCUGAUCCGUCCCACCAUCGCCGCGUUGGGCAACACUGAUCGACUCGCGUCCCCAUCACCUUCGACUCGACCGCCUUCUGAAAAUAUGUGGUCGUCUAGCCCGUUGAUGCUGCUAUUCCUGUGCCACCGCCCAAAUAUGGGUUUGGGAAUAUGAGAAUGAAGGGUCGCCACCUACCUCUGUUCCACCCAAACACUACUCACCCGUCCCUCGUGUCGUCGAGCCUAGCCGUCGAGUCGAGAAUGAAGCGGAAUGAAAGCUUCACAACGCGGUCGCCGGGACGAGGAGGAAGAAGACUACUCGUCGCUCCUCCUUUUGCCGUAUGAAGGGUAUGAGGCGAAUUGGGAAGAAGGUGAACAGGUGAUGUGCGAUUCCCCCUUUCCGUCGCAGUGGCAAUUAGAUGAGCCUGUCGCUGCCGAUUGCCCGAAGAGGAUAGAACAAGCUGAAAACUCUCAGAGGGAAAUAAUCGUACAGAUUCAGGGUAAAAAGAUAAACCCUCACUUGGAAAUCUGCUUACCCUUCGAACCCUUCUCCCUUUCCAAGCUGCAGCUGCACCGCCACUCUCAGCUUGCGUCGCUGGCCUUGCAUCCCUAGACCCAACAAAUCGUCUUUCAAUUGAAUGCAUACGAAGAGAAGUCCAGAUACGGUGAUAUUCAUGGGUACACACCAUUGCGGUUCUCUUUUUCCAAGAGACCUUUGAUUCCAAUUCUUCUUACUCACUUGGUAUUGCUCCUUCGACGGUGGUGAUUCCAGGUUGAGAGAUAGGGUUUCGUAAACGAAUGGAGAAUGGGGAGUAGGUUGAGAUUGGGGAUUUUUUUGGCCAACGAGAGAAUCUCUGUAUUUGUUGGGGAGAUGGCGUUGCUUCCUGCCGCUACUUGAUUUCUUGCAGAUCUGCUGAGGAAGCUCGAUCUGGAGCGACGGCGGCUGUGGACGGCGAUUGAACUUUCUUCCGUCCAAUGAUGGCUAGGGACAGUGAGCGGUUGCUGGUUGCCUCGACGAUUUGGAGCUUUUGUCACUGUGGAGAGGAACGACAACUAUCUGGUGGUGAUGACUAAUGGCGAUGAUGGGGUAGGAGGAGAGGUCGAUGGGAUUCCAUCUCUGAAGCGGCGGCCGAGGGUACUGGGAAGGGAAGGGGAAAGAAGAGAGAGUAGAUCAAAAAUAAAUAAACAAUUUUUUAUUUUGGUUAAUUCCACCUAAGCCGCCACAUCAGUUUUUCUAUUAGUCCAUUCAGCAUGUUAGUUAACACCGUUAAAGAAUUGGACGGAAGUGGCUAUAAGUGGUAUUUCGUCAAAUUUGGCUAUUAUUGGCAAAAACGCAAAAGUUUUGGCUAUACAAGUGUAUUUUGCCUUAUUUUUAAUUAUCCCUUGUUUAAUUCCCUAUGCUUUUAUAACUUCUAUUAGUACCUCCUCAAUCACCGCAUCAGGUAAGGCAAUUAGAAUUUAUUCAAUCCAUUACUCCCCUAUUGGUAUUUGAGAAUCAUUUUUAUUAUCCAGAGUACCUUUUAAUGCCUCUUAUUAAUUAAUUUCAUUGGCAACAAUCGUUUUCUUUUAUUCAUUCCUGAUUUUUAGGAUGUUGGUUUAAAUUGUAUUUACUUUGUAAGGUAAUUUGGGUAAUUGAUUAUCCUCAUUUGUAGCCAUAUUCACUUAUUUUAUUUAAUUUUAAAUAUAUGAUAUUAAAUAUGAAACUUUAUUUCUUGUUGAAAUACCUUGGUGUCAAAUCAUGGUUAUUAAUAUUAGAACCUUUUAGUUACCUUGUUGAAAUAAGGGGACUAUUAUUUAUUUUGUAUUUUUAUAAUAUUUAUUUUCUAUAAUUUAUUUUCUUUUAAUUGUUGAAUCGCAUCAUUGAUGUGGUAUAUUCGGUAUUUCCGACUUUGUCUCAAUGAUAGACUUUAAUCUCUUUGGAUAGAGAUUUCUAGCACUUUAGUGGAUCCCUUUCGGAUUGAUCAGGUUACAGGAAAACAUGAAGGAAGUGCAAUCGCCCUCGUCAGUCUAUCAGUUAAGGCUUGUUGCUCUUUUUAUAUUUUCAUGGUAUCAAUGAUGCCUAUUAAAUGGUGAUUUACUCAUAAUUUCUGGUUUUUUUCUUUUGAAGAAAUUAUCAACUGGUUAUCAGAACGCCGCACUCUCGAGCAGGAGCUGUCUUGGAGGAAGUGCUCUCUUUUUUCUCUUUUCUUGAGUCAGUGUCGUGUCUUUUGCUCCUCAUAGCUUUAACAGAGCUGCCCAUGUAGUGGCUAUAACAGACUCUUUCAUCGGGAAUCUGCUUGCUUACGACUUACCGCAUUUACUUUGGAGUCCUUAUUGUAACUGAGUCGCGUUUUUGUCCCAUGCCCUUUGGGCUUGCCUCGGAAAAAAAACUCAAGUUAUUGGCUUUACAGUUCAGAAAAAUUUAGACCAAAACACGUCUGAUAUGGCUCAAGUAGCAUUGCAACAGCCUUUGGAAUAUAAAACAGAGUGUUUA